Messenger RNA from Colletotrichum chrysophilum, 345 nucleotides. RefSeq lists its product as uncharacterized. Bases 1 to 345 code for a protein of 114 amino acids. NCBI's taxonomy places the organism in Eukaryota, Fungi, Ascomycota, Sordariomycetes, Glomerellales, Glomerellaceae. The transcript is spliced from 2 exons. The record is from RefSeq and is a predicted model, not a curated record.
AUGUCGGCCCUCCAGUCCUUCAGCAAGUGGCUGCACCUGAAGCAGUACCAGAUUGAGGUCACCUUCAGCGUGUACAUCUUCACGCCUCUUGAGAAGUUCAUUUUCUACACCUUCCUCUUCCUCCUCAGCAGUCUGACCAUCAUCGCGACCAUCUUGUACCUCCCCCAGCACAUCGCCUUCAUCCUGAACCGCGCGUGGUUCUACAUGCACGGCGACCCGAUCGAUGCGGUCGUCGCCGCGGUGGAGGUCACCAAGGCCGCGGUCGAGAGUUUGAUGUCCGAGUCGACUACGACGGCGGCGGCUGCGCUCGCCAAGGAGACGGUUGAGAUUGUCAAGGAGCUGUAA